Messenger RNA from Penicillium brasilianum, 1099 nucleotides. The record is from the annotation of a GenBank genome assembly. Lineage: Eukaryota; Fungi; Ascomycota; Eurotiomycetes; Eurotiales; Aspergillaceae.
CAAACCCUACCUGUGUCAAAGCCCGGUCAAAAUGCAUGCAUCUUUCUUCCUCGUUGCAGCUCUUGCAGCUCUUGGUGCUGAAGCAGACAGUUCCAGCAGCACCAUCAUUGGCUAUUUCUCUCCUCCCUGGGAUGCAGGCCUGCUCAAGUACGGCGGUUGGACAAGUACUGCCGCCAGCCUUGUUGGUUACAAUACCAAGGCGGCCACAUACCAUGUCGGCUGUCGGAAAGACGCCCCCAAGACAGAUUGCGACUAUCCCACAUCGUGGACGAUCAUCCAAGGUCCAGAAACAGUGAGCUUCACGGGGAAAUAUAUCGCCUCGACCUCGGACAAAACGACUAGUUACGAUAUUACUGUGACUCAGUCUUACGAGUGCUCCUUGAAAGCUUCGACUGAAUCUGCCAGCUGCACAAUGAGUGCGGGCAUGAGCGGAUCAGUGGACGGAGGGAAGUAUGAGUCUUCCACCUCCAGCGAGGCGACUUACACGACAGCGCCAAUUUCCAACUCCUAUUACCAAUUGACGGUAACUGGAGGACUGAGCUCGCUUACGGCUACUCAGGCAGCCACAACAACUGGCGGUGCUGCCGUUGGACCUGCAGGGGCUAUCAUUACGGCUGCUCCUGUGGUUGCUGCUGCAAUGGCUGCCCUGCUGUAAUGAUGCUAGAUACCAAUUUCGCAGUGUGGUAGAGACAGGGGCUUCCUAACAUUCACCCUGGACUCUUGGAGGGGCUUGAGCAUAGUAAUUGGGGCCAAAACUUACCUCCAUUCUCUCACGCUAAACCGGUGACGGUUAGUUCCUCUCUACCACACGGGUACUCGGCAGACGCUUUGAGACCCAUUUUUUUCAAUUUUCCCUCGCAUUAUUACCCCGUUAAUGAAUUCCCGAUCUGUCAUAUCUGGUUGUACCUGCAAGAAAGUUGUUCCAAAAUUUUGUUGAUGUAGGCAACGUCCACAGAGGUGCCUCUUGGAAAACUUAGCAAUGAUUCACUCCUCCUGAAUAUCUAUUCAAUCCGUGACUUGGCCAGCUACCACUUGUGUUUGAUCAAGCUUCCACUAGUAGUGUACUCGAGCAAUGUUUCCGUCGGCAACAUUCGGCCUG